Molecule: messenger RNA, 11683 nt
Organism: Mytilus californianus (California mussel)
Lineage: Eukaryota; Metazoa; Mollusca; Bivalvia; Mytilida; Mytilidae
Product: zinc finger protein 704-like
Exons: 7
Coding region: 168-1745 (525 amino acids)
Biological process (GO): regulation of transcription by RNA polymerase II
Cellular component (GO): nucleus
Molecular function (GO): DNA-binding transcription factor activity; RNA polymerase II cis-regulatory region sequence-specific DNA binding
Source: RefSeq, a predicted model, not a curated record
UGAAGCUCCGCCUAUUAACAGCACCAAAACAAACCGGUGGAAAGACCGGCAUAUGUUUACAUUUGACAGCUGAUUUUGAGCAACAGAUUAUUCAAUGAAUAUACCAUUUUAAGUGCUAACUUCUAAAUAUUUUUAUGUUGGAUAUAUAACUUAUUAUAUAUGAAACUAUGUUUACUAAUCGGAGACUAGCAAAACGGUCUAUUAUAGGGACUAAAAUCAGUGCUUUGUGGCAAGAUGGCCGUUAUUAUCCAGGGAGCAUCCAGAAUUACACAGCUGAAGAAAGUAUGGUAUUUGGAUCAACAUACGUCAUACAGUUUGACGAUGGACACAGGAAAGAAGUGCGUGCAAAUGAAAUAAUUGGACCUGGAUUUCAAACUCUCCCAUCUGUGAAACUUAAGAACGGCCAAAAACUUUAUUUAACUUUGAACGGUCGUGAGGUCCCAGGAAUGGUCAUUGAUCACGACAGAGAACAUGACGUUGUGGUUAUUAACGUAAAAAUGUCAAAUGGCGAUGAAUCGGAGAUCGAGAGAAAAACGGACGAAUUGAGACUGAUAGAAAGUAGGAAAUCGGCAAGACUUGUUGAUCAAGAUACCGAUUACUCUAAACUUGCUGACUUGACACUGAACACAAAUGAAAACAAAAGAAGCAGAACAGUUUCACACGUGAUAGAUGUGCCAUCAAAAGUUAGACAUAGAGGUCCAAACAUUGAACGUGAGGAUCAGAAUAACAGCCAGACAGAUGAUGAUGUAGAAAUGGACGAUAAUAUCGCGGCAAUGGUCCUAACGAGUUUGUCCUGCAGUCCGGUAUCUCCACACUUCCAUGGGUCAUUAUCAGAAAAAUCCCACUUGUUGUCUAGCAGUGCUAACAGUAGUGGUUUCCAUUCCGAGCCUAGAAGUGAUCCCUCCCCACCCCUCUCUAGUCAUUUGAGUGAAAGUUGCCCAAUUACGGCGGGGUUGUUUUUUGGACCCAUGGGGAAAGAUGAAGGAAUAAACGAAGAUGACGACAUGGAGAACAGUCCCGAACCAAAGAGAAAAAGAAGUUUGGGGAUGACCAAAACUAUGUUCCAAUGUACUUGGAAAGGAUGUGGGAAAGUUCACAACACAGAAUCUGCAAUAGAAAAACAUGUCAGGACAAACCACUUGGGGGGCAAAGAUUCCGAUUCUGACAUGUCUGACCAUGAAGAGGAAUUCUAUUACACGGAGAUAGAAGUGAAUGUUGACAAUGUAACAAAGACUUUCUCAGAUAUGUUCACGUCCUCACCUCCAGACAAUAAUUACAUGGACCCUGUACAGUAUAUCACAGACCAUGAUUAUCAGAGAAAAAUUGAUAUACCAGAACCUAAACGGGAAACAGUUGAUAUGAAGGAGCACAGUUAUUCCCAUAUGCAUGCCUCAUCAGUGCCGUCAGGUGGUUUCUUUCCACAUCAAGAGCUGACAGCUCCUAUUUCCAUGCCACAGAUGAAAAGGUCUUUAUCAUGGCAGAACAGUGCUAAUUUGUCUCCAGUUUCAUCUGCUGUUUCAUCACCUAUUAGAAUGACCAAGCUUUCACCUCAGGACAGAUUACAACAACACCAAGCACAAUCUCCAAAAUCUCACAUGUUUGGACAAUCACCAAAAUCAGCGGCACUUCAUAAAAAACCACGCAGUGAAGUACGGAAAUGUCGGAAAGUAUAUGGUAUGGAAAACAGAGAAAUGUGGUGCACACAGUGUAAAUGGAAAAAGGCUUGCUCAAGAUUUGUGGACUAAAGACCAACUGAACACAUUUGAUGGGUGGAUACUGUUUCAAAUUAAAGUGGUGAUAUUUUGGACCAAGAUACAACUCAUUGUAAAGAAUUGUAUCAAGUCUUGAUUAAAAAGGUUCUGCAGUGAUUUAUAGGUUGUAUAGUACUCUCUACAGUACUUUUAAAAAAUCCUAUUGGGAUUUGAAAAAGCACUUUUAUCUCCAAAUUAUAUCACCACAUUUUUAAUACAUUCUAUUAUAUAUUAAUUCAGAUAGUACCAUAGUAUUUAAAGAAAUCUAGCAACAUGGUAUCAUGAAUAUGAUUGUAUCACAACUAUUCCACUUAAUCUCAAACUUGGAGAAAUCUCUUUGACAGAAAUGAUCUUAUAAUAAAAACAAAUUGGGUCUACCAGGUCUUGACUCUAGAUCAAUCAAGUAAAAGAUAUUUUAUUAAUGUCUCAUAUAUAUAUGAAACUUAGAAUUGACAUUAAAUUACAAAGCUCAAUUAUUGAUCUCAAUAUUAAUUCAUUUGAUUCAUUUUGUAAACAAUAUGUUUCUGCUAAAAUAGGAAAAGUUUUAAAUGAAAUAAUGUAAUGUUUUGAAAAGGUUAGACGUUCACUCUUUGAUAAGUGGAUCGAACCUACUCAAUAAAAAUAAAAUUAUCUCCAUAUGAACCUUAUAUCACAAAGCUUAAUUUAGCAACAGCUAUUUUAUGAGUGGUCAUAAAGUUUUAUUUACUGUUGACUGUUAUUACGUAUACAUAAAUUACGUAUUUCAUAUAUACCAGUACAUUAAACCAGUUGAAUGAUUAUGUAUUUUAUUAUCUGUGAUAUGUUAUUGUAGUUCCCUUGAUUAAUUAGAUGUAUAGGACAUCUUAAAACAGAAAAUCUAAAUCUUAAAACACAAAAUCUAAAUCUUAAAACACAAAAUCUAAAUCUUAAAAAAAACAGAAAAUCUAAACCUGAAAAUACAAAACACAAAAUCUAAAUCUGAAAAUACAAAAUCUAAAUUUUUAAACACAAAAUCUAAAUCUGAAAACUGAAAAUCUAAAUCUGAAAACAGAAAAUCUAAAUCUUAAAACAGAAAAUCUAAAUCUUAAACAGAAAAUGUACUUUAUAAAUUCAGAUUUGUUGUCUUUUGACUAAUAAUGUAAUACCACCCAUUUCUCUGCAUUUGCCACAAUGACUUGACAAUUUUGAUAAAAGGAAUAUGGGAUAGAUGUUCUCAUGACAAAAAGUUACAUUCAAAGAACACCACUUUGUAAUUGUUAUCCAAACUCUCAAAUCUUCAUUUUCACUACUCUCUUUUGUACAAUCAUGAUCACAUGUUAUUGUUUCAUUUCAAAGUUUUAUAACAGUAAGAAUGAUUGUUGAUCAUGUAACAUAGAUAAUUCUGUAAACUGAUUUAUCGUAAAAAGACUAGCCUUCUUUUGCAGUCAGAAUUCAAGUUCAAGAGAAUGAGUGUUCCCUUUAAGUCUUACACUUUCCUUCCAUAUAGGUGAUACAGUUGACAGUAUUGUUCUUGAUGUUCCAAAAAAAAAAAAGUUUUUGGUCUUAUAACUCCCUUUCGGACCAUGCAGAGUUAUCUCCCAUUUUCAGAUCGUAUCCACUAUUUUAAAUCUUAUUCAAUUUCAUGAGGGAACGAUUAAAUCUCAGGUAUUUUUGUUAAAUUGAAUUAUUACAAUAGUGAGCUUUAAUAUUUAUUUUUAUUUGAUAUGAAAUAAUGCUUGAAUAUUUGAAAAAAUUGUAAUGCAUGUACAAAUUGUUUUACACUCACUGUAUGUUAAGUUACCUGUAUUCUAUUAUUUAGAUAUUGCAGUGCUACUUAAUAAUAACCUGAUUAUAAAUGUAUUUUAACCAUCAAUUACAUUGAGCUUUUGACAUAUUUAUUAUGCAAAGAUAUUAUUCCUUUACUUAUUUCAAAAAAUGUUAAAUUUUGAAGGUUACCAUUUUUGUAGACUUUCAACACAUAAUGAAUAUAAAUUUUUCCUGUAGCCCAUUACACUGCAUUUAUAAAUACCACUGAAGUUUAAUAGUCUCAAGAUCAACAAUACUAUAUUGUUUUUUUGGCUACUUGUUAUCAAGGGCAGAAGGAAUCAGUUUUGAUUGCCUGUAAUUGAAUAAGAUAUGUUCCGCGUGAUAUUGAUUGAUGGAUUAAUUAUUGGGGUUGAAUGCCACUUUCAGCGCUCUUGGCUAUAUCAUGGUGGCCUGAUUUUAUUGGUUGAUAAAGCCAGAUAAGCCAGAGUGGACUGCCAACCUUCACCAGGAAAACUGGCAAUCCUAGUCAAUUGUAUUGACUGUUUACAGACUAGUGAUCACUCUAGACAAAGUACUUAAACUACUUGGCCACCGAGGCCCGACAUAGAAUUGAGUUUGAUUGGAUAUCUGUUUGGACAAUUACAGACAACAAACUCAUUCACACUUAUUUUGUAUAAAAAUUGUAAAAUUAUUAACAUGCUGACCUAUAUACAGAUGAUGGUCUUUCAAUGGUAUUUUUAAAUACAUUGUAUUUUUAAUUGUAUAAUUAAGUUAUAAAGGUACAUGUAAUACAUUGACUCAACUCUUAAAAAUACCAAUUUCCUAUGAAUAAAAAUUUACAUUCAUCAGAUAAAAAAACCCUUUUUCCCUAAUAACACAAUUUCAUCUACAUGUAGAGCUUUUCAGUUUGAAAACCUUCAAUUGUGAGUCAUAGCAAUUUUAUAAAACGACUUUUAACAUGUUUAAAGUUUGAUCUUAUGAUCUUUUCAUCACUUAAACAUCGACAUGCAAUGUAGAAGAAAACUUAAGACUGAAAACUUUUUGUUCAAAUUCAAAUUGAUCACUUUAUCACUGAUAAUUUCCUUGAAAUCUUUAAUUGUAUUGAAGACUUGUUGAAGUUAAGCUUCCUUAUGUAAAAAAAGUUAUGUUAUUUAUAUAUGAUUUUUAUGGCCCUGCCAUCAUUGGAGGGGCAUAAAGUGUUACCCUUGCCUGUAUGUCCCAAAAUUGGUUUCCAUUCUCUAACUUUAGUUUGCCUCAAAAAAAUGUUAUGAAACUUAUAAACAAUGCUUAUUACCACAAAAUACAGAUCAGGUUCAAAUUUGGGUGGCGUCACUUUUACCAUUCUCGAGUUAUGUCCCUUUAUAACGUUAUAUGCAGGGGGGGACACCAUCUGUGUCCCAUGGACAAAUUCUCCAUUUAUUUUCUGUGAAGUUCUAAAAUGGUGAGGAAAUUAAAUUUUUUUAUACGACCCCAAAAAUUAAAAUUUUUUUUGUCGUAUAUUGGUAUCACGUUGUCGUCGGUGUCGUCGUGUUCGUCAGCGUCGUCCGAAGACAGAUGGUUUCCGGAUAAUAACUUUAGUAUAAGUAAAUAGAAAUCAAUAAAAUUUUAACACAAGGUUUAUAACCACUCAAGGAAGGUUGGGAUUGAUUUUGGGGGUUAUGGUCCCAACUGUUUAGGAAUAAGGGGCCAAAAAAGGGGCCCAAAAAAGCAUUUUUGUAGUUUCAAGACAAUAACUUGUGUUUAAGUGUAUGAAUCUCUCUGAAAUUAUACCACAAGUUUCCAUACAACAAAGGGAUGGUUAGGAUUGAUUAUGGGGGGGGGGUUAUGGCACAAACCAUUUAGGAAUUAGAGGCAAAAAAGGCGGAAAAACAAGAUUUUUUCUGGUUAAAGGACAAUUAAGUCAAUUUAAAGCAGUCUAAGGGAGGUAAUCCAAUCCCAAUUUAAAACAACAAUGUUUGAUUACCUGCCUUACACUGCUUGUAAAUUAUGUAUUAAGAAAUGACGAUUGUCUUGAGGUGAUUAGCUGUCAAUUUAUUUUUAAGAGUUAGUAUUAAUUAAUAUUAAUUUUAGCCAUGACUAUGUAUAUCAUUUUAUAUUUUAAGACUUGUAUGAUGUAUUUAAAAGGGUAAUUAUGGUUGCAAAUUUUAUUAAAAUUUGAAUUGAGAUUAUGACUAUAUCUUGAGGGAAUGAUUUUUUUUGGAAUAAGGGAAAGGGGAGGUGAAAAACAAUUGGGGUUGGGGGGGGGGGGGAAAUAAGAAUUUUUUGGGGACUCUAUUUUUUCUCAUUUCAGAUUUCAGAAAUUUAAAAGAAAAUUUCUUCAAAUAUUUUUUUUGGUUGUUAAUAUUCAACAGGAUAGUGUAUUGAACAAAAGCAAAAAAUGGGGUCAAUUUUAUUUAGGGGGGGAGGUGGUCAAUUUGCAACAGCAUAGUGUAUUGCACAAAAGCAAAAAAUUGAAUAUAAAUUCAAAUCAUAUAACCAAUUUUUAAGUUCUUUGACUACAGUUAUUCUGUGGCAGAAACCUAUUAUGUGUCAAAUAUUUACUUACAAUCCAAAUUCAAACCUGUAUCAAGCGUGAAUAUUGUGUCCAUUUUGGCCCCAACUUUUCAGGGUUGGACAUCUGCGGUCGUAUCCAGCUGCGCUCAGCGAAGCAAUUUAUUAAAUCUUGAACUUUAUCAUAAAACCCUGAAUAAACCAUUGUGAUACACUCUAGAAUCUUAUAAUUGACUAAUUUCUAAGUGUAAAUAUGUACAUACUUAAGAGUUAAUUUUCAUUUCAUAUAUUUUAGAUUGCAAAUGUCUUAUCUUGUCAUUUUAAAGGUCAAUCUUGUCAUUUAAAAACCAAUUUUCACACUAUUAUCCUGUGUACACUGUAAUUUAAUGAUAAGUUUGUCUGUAAAAUGUCAGUACAUACUUACUAUAUUUAUUUAUUUAUUUAUUUUAUCAACACUAUGGAUUAUUAAAUUGAACACUCCUUUAGGAAUAACUUAUAUUGUUAGAAAAAAGAAAAAAAAUUGCAUAUCUUUGUUUAAGAGGUGUUUGAGUCAUUGAUUAAUCUACAAUAACUAAUGAUUUCAAUUUUAUAUUGGAAGUUUUCUUGUAGGAAUUAUUCCAACAAAAAUAAAGGUAUACAGAUAGACUUAUAAUAUAAAUAUAGGCAAUGUCUGUUUUUAUUAGACUGUUCAAUUAACCCUUGGUAUCCUCUCUCUUUCUACUACUAUGGGGGUGUUUAAUGACCUUGACUACCCAUGAGGGUCUCUCCUGAUCAGUAUGUAAAAAAAGACAUCUCUCUUUCUAUAGUACAGCUUUAUCAUUUAUUGUACAAAAUAUGACAAGUUCAUGCUGAAUUUGGGAUUCCUUGCAUGUCACCUAUACACAGUGAUUUUUAUUUUGUUUGUUAUCAAUUUUUAGUGCUGUUUUGAUAUCCUUGUCUAAAUGACGUUGUUGUGUAUAUUUUUAUGACAUGUCAUAAAGUACUCUUAUAUUGAUUAGAUUUAGAAUUAAUCUUGAUGUCCAUUGGAGUAUUGUCCAGGGCAGUCUAUGUAUUAGGCAGUUUCUAAAACCAUUUAUUUAUGCAUAACCUGCAUCUGUGAAAUUUGGUUCUUGGGGAAUAUGCCAUUGAGAAAGAUGGGGUUUCAGUUAAAUUUUAAAAAAAAUUUAACUUAUAGUGAAAAGAAAACUUUCCAGAGAUAGGCGUUCUGAACUUUGGGUAACCCAUAUCUGUUCUUAAACUGCAGUUUAUUAUUCAUUUUGGUAUGCUAUAAGACCAGACAAUAUUAGAAUUUUUGUGAAUAAAGUAUGUGAUAGUAAAUGCAGAGCAUUACCAGAAUGAUCUCCCUUAUACUGUUACCAAUGCAGUCAGUAUGUGUUUUUGUCCAGUGUUCAUCAAUUCUCUUUAAUAAAAGGUGUUUUUUAUGCCCCCGCCGUAGCGGUGGGGGCAUUAAGUUUUACCCUUGUCCGUCUGUACAUACGUACGUACGUACGUACGUCCGUACGUCCCAAAAUUGGUUUCCGUUCUCUAACUUGAGUUUGCCUCAACCAAAUGUUAUGAAACUUAUACACAAUGCUUAUUACCACAAAACACAGAUCAAGUUUGAAUUUUGGUGGCGUCACUUUAACUGUUCUAGAGUUAUGCCCCUUUAUAAAUUGAAAAAUUGCAAAAUUUUUAGUUUCCGUUCUCUAACUUAAGUUUGCCUCAACCAAAUGUUAUGAAACUUAUACACAAGGCUUAUAACCACAAAACACAGAUCAAGUUUGAAUUUUGGUGGCGUCACUUUAACCGUUCUAGAGUUAUGCCCUUUAUAAAUUGAAAAAUUGCAAAAUUUUUAGUUUCCGUCCUCUAACUUAAGUUUGCCUCAACCAAAUAUUAUGAAACUUAUAUACAAUGCUUAUUAUCACAAAACACAGAUUAAGUUUGAAUUUUGGUGGCGUCACUUAAACCGUUUUAGAGUUAUGCCCCUUUAUAAAUGGAAAAAUUGCAAAAUUUUUAGUUUCUGUUCUCUAACUUAAGUUUGCCUCAACCAAAUGUUAUGAAACUUAUACACAAUGCUUAAUACCACAAAACACAGAUCAAGUUUGAAUCUCGGUGGGGUCACUUUAACCGUUCUAGAGUUAUUUCAAUUUAUAUUUCAAAUAUAUUAUACAGUACAUGACCUUUAGUUGUUAACUUCUAUGUCAUUUGGUCUGUGGUGGAGAGUUGUCUCAUUGGCAGUGAUACCUCAUCUUCUUAUUUUUAUGUAAGUGAUGAGAUUUAAAAAGAAAACCACAAGAUUAGAUCAAUUUCUACCUACAUACAGAUUAAUGUUAUUUAUAUUGCCGUGCAGUUAGUUUAUUUUAUUGAAGACCACAAAUGAAUGUAUGAAUGAAAUUUUAUGUAUUUUGUUGUGUGCAUUGUAGUAAGAUUAUUUAGUCUUUCAUUUUUAUUGAAACCGGUUUUAUUUUAACUGUGUGUACAUGUUUAUAUACAUAUAGGUUUCAUAUUUUAAAUGUGUUCAUUGUAAAUCUACCCAUAAUAGUCAUCGUAAUAGAUUGUAGUUCAUAAAUAGUACCCCUCAAAAAUCAAAUUUCACUGGUGAUAGGGAAACUUCCUUUAUAGAGACUUUAUUUUUGUAAAUGUAAGGCCAGUAAUGGCCCGAGAACACAGUUAUUUUGUAGUGCAUUUCUUUUAGACAAUAAAUUCAAAUUAAAAAAAUCGCACCUGCUCUAUCUCAAAAAGAUUUUUACAGUGUAGUGUACUACUAUUGAUACAAAUAAUAUCAAAAUUAUAGAAACUUCUACCAGCUCUAACUCAAAAUAUUGACAAUUCUGUGUUUAGGGGGGCUAAAAUUCAGUUUGACAGCUUCCGACAUUCUAAUUUUUGACCUUUUUUAACUGGACCAAAUCACUACUUAACAUAAAGAUUCAGCACCCAAAUUUUUUUAACAUGUAAUUUCAUCCCCUUACUUAAUAUUUCAUGCAUAAAAUAUCAAGAAAUAAAUUGGAAAAGUGUAUCAAAAAAAAAUGCAAGUUAUACACUGUUCACACUAGGGACUAUAUUCGUAGACAACGAAAACCAAAGGACGAUAACUGUGUCCUUGGACCUAAUAGGAUAGAAAGACUUGACCAAUUUUAAUAAAACUUUGCAUGACCUAAGCUUAGGCAAUUUUAAGAUAGUUGGCCAAGUUUCAUGGCCAUAGGAUAUAUAUUAUAGAAACUAGGGCCAUUUUAAUAUUGAAAUUUGGAUGUUUAUUUUUGACGUUUAAAUCAAAUAUUUUCAACUGUCAAGAUUUUGGCCUAAAAUAUUUAAAUAUUGCAAAAAUUUGCUUUUUAAAUACUCUUGAAUUUAAUAUAAUAAGUAUUAAAAGCAACGGAACACUCAUUUGAUUUAUCAGAUUUAUUACAGUUAUUCAAAAGUCAAAUUUAUAUGAGCCUGUGCCUGAAAAUAGAGAUUUUCGAAUUAAGGGAAGUCUUACAUAAACAUGCAUUUUUUUCAACCAAUUUGAAGUUUUGAAGGUUUUUAACCAUACAUUAUUCUUCCAUAUAUAUUAAAUGUACUUUAAAUGUAAAGAAAAGUUACAAAAACCAUACCACAUGAGUAUAAAAUGGUCUUAGGCUAUGUAAGACUAAGAAUUAUUUAGAGUCGAUUUAGGCCGUAGCCCAUAUUUACAUAUAAAAAUGCACACAGAGGCUAUAAGGAAGUGAAAUUUGUUACUUUUUGCUCAUUUCUAUGCUAAGAUGUCAUGAUACAAGAAGUCUAAUUGCAAAAGGACUCUUGAAUUCAACUUUUUUCUGCAGACAGUAUGGUCUGAUGACCAGUUUUUCACUUUUCAAUGGAAAACUUGCAUGUAGUUUUAGUCUCAUUUGGCAUAUAUUUGAACCACUUACUAUCCUAAAGAAGAAAAUUAUAGUAGCAUAUGAAAUGAAUAGGGUGUACUGAUCAUUGUAAAGUGUUUUUUUUACAGAUUUAGUGAAAUAUUUGUGACGGACUACAGAUUUUAUGUACAAAGCUCUUCACAUUUCACAUACAUCAAACAGGCCGUUUAACCAGGGACAUAAAUACAAAUAUUCUGCACAUUUUUUCUGUGAUAAUCUACUUUUCUCUAGAUUCCGAGUUCACAAAUGGUUAAUUAAAUUUGAUUUAAGCAUAGAAACACAAAUAUCAGGAACAUAAAAAGCUGUCAGAUAGAAAGUCAGCAUGGCUCUUAGGCAUAAAAUGGAAACUGCUUUAAAAUGCUUAUUUUAGCCUUAUAAUGCCAAAAUGGGACAUUUUAACAGAAUUUCUGUCAAACAAAGAUGUAAAUCCUUUACUUUUAUUGAGUUUGACAAAUUGAAACCAGAAAACCAUUCAGGAAAGUUGCCAAAGUACAGAAUCUACAUUUACGGAAUUCAUCUCUUAGGCCCGAGAACACAGUUAUUUUGUAGUGCAUUUCUUUUAGACAAUAAAUUCAAAUUAAAAAAAUCGCACCUGCUCUAUCUCAAAAAGAUUUUUACAGUGUAGUGUACUACUAUUGAUACAAAUAAUAUCAAAAUUAUAGAAACUUCUACCAGCUCUAACUCAAAAUAUUGACAAUUCUGUGUUUAGGGGGGCUAAAAUUCAGUUUGACAGCUUCCGACAUUCUAAUUUUUGACCUUUUUUAACUGGACCAAAUCACUACUUAACAUAAAGAUUCAGCACCCAAAUUUUUUUAACAUGUAAUUUCAUCCCCUUACUUAAUAUUUCAUGCAUAAAAUAUCAAGAAAUAAAUUGGAAAAGUGUAUCAAAAAAAAAUGCAAGUUAUACACUGUUCACACUAGGGACUAUAUUCGUAGACAACGAAAACCAAAGGACGAUAACUGUGUCCUUGGACCUAAUGAACAGUUGUUUACAAAAUAUCUCCAAUAUAGAACAUUUUUAGUUGCUCUGGUAUUUUAUCUAAAGUUCGUUUUCUAUAAAGUUUUAUUGGAAUUGUUUUCAAAUUAUAAUUUAUGUAGUGAGUUUGCCAAUACAUAUCCAGAGUGAAAAGCAUGCUAAAAUUCAUAUUUAAAAAAAAAAAGAGUUUAAUUAUGCAUCAGAUAUCUUUAAUACCACAGCCAUCAAAGUGAUAAAUAAACAUAAACCCUACAACAUAUACAAGGAGAUAUGAUGGCGAAACAGAUACCAAUAACAUAAAAACUCAAAGUUCUUACAAUAUACCCUUCCAACCGUGUAUGCAAUUUAUCAAAUAAUAAUUAAGGCCUCAAUCGUUUAAUUUUCAUUUCUUUGGAAAUAACAGGGUGCAGUCAAGCAAAAUCUUAUUUUUGAUAUACUGGUAUGUUCCUCCAAAAAAGCAAGGCACUAAUAGCUUGACAAAUCAUCAUGCAAUCUUUCAUGUGCAUAUGUCACUUACGAUGAUGAAAAUUGACAUUUGUAUGAUGAUGAAAAUUGACAUUAUAUGCUUCAUGAUAACAUCAUUUUGAUUCUUUAUUAAUGAACUUUGAAUGAAGUGAUUUUAACUCUAGGUUUUAAUAUUAAGUCUACUUGAAGAUAAGACUUUUUGAAGAUAAGUCUUUUUGAAGAUAAGUCUUCUUGAAGAGUUAACUCCCCUGAUUGAAUAGUGCAUGGUUUCAACUUACAUAUUUUACUUGUUUAUAAAGUAUAUUUAUAUAUCAUUGUUAUUCUUUUUUUUUUGAAUUUUAAAAUUAUAGUUUGAACAUGUUAUUAUUGUAAAUAUGUAAAUAAUAAAGAUUCAAAUAAAUUGUGAAAUACAUAAUGAA